Messenger RNA from Prunus armeniaca (apricot), 246 nucleotides. Lineage: Eukaryota; Viridiplantae; Streptophyta; Magnoliopsida; Rosales; Rosaceae. The record is from the annotation of a GenBank genome assembly.
AUGGCAUCCAACUCACUUACUUCUUCAAGAAACUCUAACUCCUCGUGGACUCCUAAGCAAAACAAGCAGUUCGAAAAGGCCCUGGCUUUGUAUGACAAGGAUACCCCGGACCGCUGGCAGAAGGUUGCCAGAGCUGUGGGUGGGAAAUCUGCUGAGGAGGUGAAGCAGCACUAUGAGAUCCUCCUUGAGGAUGUCAAUCACAUUGAGGCCGGCAGAGUCCCAUUUCCUCGUUACCGGGGCGACUAA